GCUACCACCGCAGCCAAUAUGGCGGCUGCUCACGUGAUCGGGGCAGCCGGAUUUCCGGUUCCUGAUGGACGGGGCGGAAGCGGAGUGAGGCACUAACUCCGCCGUCGACGUUACUCGUUGUCUUCGCCGCUAACGUUUUGUUAUGAGUUGCUAAAAUCAUGGUGAAAUGUUGUUCAGCCAUUGGAUGUACAUCUCGCUGUUUGCCAAACUCCAAGUUAAAAGGACUGACAUUUCAUGUAUUCCCCACAGAUGAAAACAUCAAACGAAAAUGGGUAUUAGCAAUGAAAAGACUAGAUGUGAACGCUGCAGGCAUUUGGGAGCCUAAAAAGGGAGAUGUGCUGUGCUCCAGGCACUUCAAGAAGACAGAUUUUGACAGAAGUACUCCAAAUACUAAACUGAAACCCGGAGUCAUCCCUUCUGUUUUUGAGGUCCCAUUUCAGCUACAGGAGAAGAGAGAAAAACUUCAUUUCAGGAAGAACUUCAUUCUCAAAAACCUUCCAGUCACUAGUCACCAGCUUGUCAGUGCCUCAUGCAUUGAAGAAUUCCAACCCCAAUUCAUUGUUGAACAUAGCUACAGUGUUAUGGACAGUCCAAAGAAACUUAAGCAUAAAUUGGAUCAUGUGAUCAUCGAGCUAGAAAAUACCAAGGAAAGUCUACGGAAUGUUUUGGACCGAGAAAAACAUUUUCAAAAAUCACUGAGGAAGACAAUCAGGGAACUAAAGGACGAAUGUCUCAUCAGCCAAGAAACAGCCAGUAGACUGGAUGCUUUCUGUUGGGAGUGCUGUGAAAACACAGAAUGAGGCUGGAUUUUGUGAAGUAAUUUCUUAUAUGUUCCAUCUACAACUGACAUCAAUGAUGCUUCCCAGAAGACCCUCACACACCAUCGCUAAAUCCCAUCGGCACUGGCAGCACUUUGGAGUCCUGACAGCAUUACACAUUGUCCCUGCUAGCCAGAACCUUACUAAGAUGUUCAGAAUGCAUUGUGGUUAUGCUUUUGUGUGAUUUGUGGCUAUUAUGUUUUUACAGACCUAAACUAGUGCUGGCUCACUAUUGUAAGAUGGUUUAAUCUCAGAAAAGGUAAGGAAAUAUAUCAAGUUGACCGCAUUGAUUAUAGCAAUCAGAAUAUCAGGAUUUUAACUUUAACUACAUUUAUGUACAUAUGGUUUAUAGUAAUUUUCAUUUUAAAUAUUUUACUAUAAAGCAGAAUUUGUUUACAGCACACAUUCAUCUUGCAUCCAACCCAAGGUGCUUUAGUUAUUAACCAUACUAGAGAGUAUUGUUUUUAAUAAGGCACUGUGUAGCAUGGGCCCUGAAAAUAGCUCAUGGAGAAGUUUUAUUGGCUUUUAAGUUAAGAGCCAGUUAGAGAAGACUCCUGACAGGAUGUGAGUUUUUCGACACUGUGAAUCAUUUCUCCUCACAUGGACUAGUCAGAAUCGCUUCAAAGACCAAAGAAUAACUUCAGUGAGCAGGUGUUAGUCCACAAGAAGGUGACCUCCCAGCUGCUGUUUUCAUUCAGCUCCGUCAUGUACAGUACUGCCACCAACUGAAGACUUGCAAAGCUCUUUUGUGGUUUUUAAGAAGAUGAUAUUGCUGACACUUGGAAAACUGUAAAACACAAGAAAGGUACUUCAAAAGUGUAGGUCUUGCAAUAGAAACAGAGCUGGUGACUAUCCAGUGGCAGUAAUUGCUCAGAGAAUGUGUAGAAGAGCUAUUUGGAAACUCCUUACAAAAUACACAAAAGAAGAGCCUUAGCUAUUCACUGAUUGAGCCCAAUGUUAGAGAUUUUGCUUCUCCUGAUUCCUUACUAAAAAACCUGAAGAAUCACAAGUACUGUACAUUAAAAUAAAAAGUAUUAGCCAGA
Molecule: messenger RNA, 1861 nt
Organism: Phodopus roborovskii (desert hamster)
Lineage: Eukaryota; Metazoa; Chordata; Mammalia; Rodentia; Cricetidae
Gene: Thap6
Product: THAP domain containing 6
Exons: 5
Coding region: 159-800 (213 amino acids)
Source: RefSeq, a predicted model, not a curated record